Messenger RNA from Paramacrobiotus metropolitanus, 1506 nucleotides. RefSeq lists its product as uncharacterized. Lineage: Eukaryota; Metazoa; Tardigrada; Eutardigrada; Parachela; Macrobiotidae. The transcript is spliced from 4 exons. The record is from RefSeq and is a predicted model, not a curated record. The coding region runs from base 237 to 1274 and encodes 345 amino acids.
UUAUGCUCAUGGUCAGGUCUUUACUUUUGAAUUGGUAUCUUGCAGAGUUACCGAGCUUUCAGUAUUGCCCAUGAAUUUUGAUAGCGCUUGAAUACCGCAGUAUUUUCUAAUUCGUUUACACAAUUCGUUAGCUGGUGUGCCGCAUAUAUGUAAAACUACAGAAGCGUCAUUAUAAGGGUGACACAAAAGAAUUUACUGUACUUACAGUUAGUGUUCGUUUUAUAUUAAUUCGAACAAUGCUUGCGCGGCCGUCCCUUUCUUACAGCCAGCUGCUGGCGUGUUGUUUCGGCAUUCAGCUGUUUGUUGGAUUGGAUUUAUCAACCUUGAUCAGUAUAGCUUUGCACGAUUAUUCCCUGCUGCAUUACACAAUUUUCCCGUACAGCAUUCCAAUGGAUCUCGCUGUUAUUUUAUUGGCUUUUGCAACGGCCACACUAGGAUUUUACACACUCCGCUCAAAAUCGCGGCACGAAAUCAUACUGGAAUCCCUGUCGUUGUGUAAUGCCGUCCUGGCAAGCAUAGUAGUCCUGCUCCUCGUCCAUAAGCUGGUUGAAAUGAUAUCUUACUCCCUGAACAUGGAUGCUUUUGGCCCUGACCAUUCAUGGAAGUUUUGGGCCUGGUGGACGUUUAUCCUGUUGUCUGUACUGGUGCUACAAGCCGCCACCGUUGCUGGUAUCCGUGGGAUAAGGUCAUAUAGAGAAGAGCACGAACUGGUCAGCAGCUGGAAUACUGGAGAAACGUUUGCCAGAGAAAUGACAGUGCUGAAGCUUUAUUCCGCAAUAGAAAUCAUUCUUGGAAUAGUUCUUCUUUUGGUUGAUUUUGCAGGCGGUGUUAUGGGCCCCAUCGGCGGUGCUCAAAUUUACUGGUAUGCUUCAAUUAUUGUGUUUGUUAUCGGUGGACUUGUUACAUUCUCCGGUGUCUGGGGUGUGGUUUUAUCGCGUCGAAGCGUUGUUGUGAAGCGUCAAUUUGACGCAAUAACUACCAUCAGCUACGCAGUGAUUGCAUUGACUACCCUGGUCUUUGCUCUUUUCGCUAUUACCACGGCCGUUCUGACUGCGUUAUUUGCCAAUCAAGUACACUUCAAAGAAUUUUGGCAUUUCUUUACCGUAACGGGAUGCGCAAAACUACUCACCCUGGUUGUUAUCUUUGUAAUGUCCAUCCGAACCAGCCAGCUGACUUCCGAGCGUGCGCAGUCUUUCUUGGCGGAACUGGAUUAUACCCUAGCGGACACCGUUAACACCACGUCGGAGAAGCAAAGAAAUAUUAUGUGGGCAUAAAUACUACACGGGCAUCGUUCUGUGCUUAAUUAUAACUAUUUUUGAAGUCCAUACGUAUACUUAUUCACUCGAAACCUCUUCUCUCUUUUUUUAUUGAUAGCGGUUCACUAUGCGUAUGGGCAAAUAACGUGUGAAGAAAAGCCUUGACUACACCAACUCUUAAUUCAAAUUUCAAGGCAUCUAUGGCUUCCUUUAAAGAUUUCAUAAUAACACAAAUAAAGAUAUCGAAUAG